UGAAUAAUAGUCUACCGUGUGCCUCCAAACUGAAACUGCAAGUGCAACGCUAUGGGGAGAGGAAAAGGAGGGAAGAAGAGUCGCACUCAAAGAAAGCAUUUCCAAGAGAGCAGAGAAAAUGUAUGGAACUCCAAACGUCCUAGAUCAGAUUCAGAUCCUAUUCCUUUCUCUAACCCCUUCGCUACUCAGAACCUCGCUUUCGAUCACUAUUACAAGGAUCAGGGAAUCGUAUCAUCGCAAGAAUGGGACGCAUUCGUGCAACUUCUCCGAACUCCUUUGCCCGCAGCUUUCAGGAUCAAUUCCACUAGCCGGUUCUGUGCGGAUAUUCGGUCUCAACUAGAGAAUGAUUUUGUGCACUCUCUUCAAGCUGAGGUUGCGGAAGGGGAUGAUACAGAGGCUAUUUUACCUUUGCCAUGGUAUCCUGAUAAUCUUGCUUGGCAUUCGAAUUUUUCGCGUAAGCAGCUCAGGAAGAACCAAACACUCGGGAGGUUUCAUGAAUUCUUAAAGAUAGAAAAUGAAAUUGGAAAUAUUACAAGACAGGAAGCUGUCAGCAUGGUACCUCCCCUGUUUUUGGAUGUACAUUCAAAUCAUUUUGUACUUGAUAUGUGUGCAGCGCCAGGUUCAAAAACAUUUCAAUUGCUUGAGAUUUUACAUCAUUCAACUAAAGUAGGAUCUCUGCCCGAUGGAAUGGUUAUAGCAAAUGAUCUAGAUAUCCAAAGAUGCAAUCUUCUCAUUCACCAAACCAAACGGAUGUGCACAUCCAACCUGAUUGUCACCAAUCAUGAAGCUCAACACUUCCCAGGAUGUCUCUUAGAAAAACAUUAUGAUAAAAUAGAGCUAGAUCAAGAAGCCCAGUUAUUAUUUGAUCGUGUUCUGUGUGAUGUCCCAUGCAGUGGAGAUGGCACCCUUCGUAAGGCCCCUGAUCUGUGGAGGAAAUGGAACACAGGGACUGGAAAUGGCCUUCAUAACCUACAAGUUCUAAUUGCAAUGCGAGGUGUAUCUUUACUUAAAGUUGGUGGAAGGAUGAUUUAUUCAACAUGCUCAAUGAAUCCUAUUGAGAAUGAAGCGGUUGUUGCAGAGGUUUUGCGAAGGUGUGGAGGAUCCAUCGAACUUGUAGAUGUCUCUAGUGAACUUCCCCAACUCACUCGUCGACCAGGUCUUAAGAGAUGGAAGGUAUGUGACAAAGGCAAGUGGUUCAUCUCCAGCAAAGAUGUUCCCAAGUUUCGUAGAAAUGUAGUUCUUCCCAGCAUGUUUCCAAAUGGCAGAAGCUAUCAGGAUGUUGGUGAUAGUAAUUGUAAUAUCAUCAUGGAAGGUGAUAUUAAUACUGAUAAGGGACAUAUCGAAGAUGAUACCCAAGCGAUGGAGAAUCCUGCUAUGCUCGAAUUUACUGAGGAAGAUUCUGAUUUCCCACUAGAGCGGUGCAUGAGGUUUGUGCCUCAUGAUCAGAAUACUGGAGCCUUCUUUAUUGCUGUUCUGCAGAAAGUUUCUGCUCUUCCUGCAAUCCAGGUAAAACCUAGAAAAGAAGUUGGGAAACAGGUUGACACAGCAAACCAAGGCAAUGAGGAUGCACACGAACUGCAUGCUAAUCCAUUGGAAAAUAUAUCUGAAGGAAUUUCAGAGGCUAAUGUAAAUGAAAAUGAACCUAAUGAAACAGAUUUGAAGGUUAAUUCUGUUGCAUGUGAAGAAGCGGAUUUCAAGGAAGCCCAAGAACCCUGCAGUAUAGAAAUCAUAACAAAGAAUACUCCAGGCAAAAGGAAACUGCAGUUUCAAGGAAAAUGGAGAGGCAUUGACCCUGUUGUCUUCUUCAAAGAUGAAGGAGUUAUUAACAGCAUAAAGGCAUUUUAUGGCAUUGAUGAUCAAUUUCCAUUUAAUGGUCACCUUGUAACAAGAAACAGUGAUACAAGUCACGUGAAAAGAAUUUACUAUAUAUCCAAGCCAGUCAAAGAUGUUCUGGAGUUGAACUUCUCAGUGGGGCAGCAACUUAAAAUAACUUCUGUUGGUCUGAAGGUUUUUGAAAGACAAACUUCAUGUGAAGGAAGGUCUGCACAAUGUUCUUUCCGGAUCACUUCUGAAGGAUUGCCCCUUAUUCUCCCUCACAUUUCCAAACAGAUUCUAAGUGCAUCUGUAAUAGAUUUCAAGCAUCUUCUGCAGUAUAGAGCUGUAAAAUUUGCAGAUUUUGUGGAUGCCAAGUUCGGAGAACGUGCUGCAAACCUAAUGCCCGGCUGUUGCGUGAUAGUUCUGGGUGAAGGUAGCAGAGCUGCUGCAGGGACCCUCAAAGUGGAUGAGUCAACUGUAGCCAUUGGAUGCUGGAAGGGUAGAGCAAGUUUGACUGUCAUGGUUGGUGCAUUGGAAUGCCAAGAACUGCUCCAACGGCUUUUAAUGCGUCUAGAUGCACAAACAGAAAAGGACUCCUCCAUGCAUGAGGACCAACCGUCUGGUACCAAGGGAGAUGAAGCACAAGUGGCAAACGGUAAAAAUGAAGAUAUUUAAUAUUUUUCACUGAUUACUUGGAGUAGUCAAUCUAGGUUUUUACUAAUUUAUUCACAGCUCCUAUCCUUUUAGUCAAGUUUCCCACCUAACUUAAGUCUCAUCCCUCUUACAAAAAAGCAUUUUGCAGAAAUUAGGGCCGUGGUCCACCCAUGUAUGUUAUGAAUUUAUUUUCUAUCCGUUUUGUUUUCGUCGUGUUAUUUAUAGCCAAGUUAGCACACAGACUUUGCUCAAAUUUGUAUCAAUAGCUUUUAGUGACUUCACCAGGAUUUUAUACUUGACAGAAGCGUCCAUUUUAC
Messenger RNA from Vigna umbellata (rice bean), 2786 nucleotides. Lineage: Eukaryota; Viridiplantae; Streptophyta; Magnoliopsida; Fabales; Fabaceae. The record is from RefSeq and is a predicted model, not a curated record.